Messenger RNA from Amoebophrya sp. A120, 627 nucleotides. NCBI's taxonomy places the organism in Eukaryota, Dinophyceae, Syndiniales, Amoebophryaceae. The record is from the annotation of a GenBank genome assembly.
AUGUGGACCUUGAGCGGGAUCUACCGGCCGGUGUUUCUGGAAGCGUUUGGUUCCCGGAAUAAAUGCCAAAUCCUGGACUACAAAACCAUCGCAGACUAUGCGACCAGGACGUUGUCGCUGGAGCUAGAGUUGGACGUCGGGGAGGAGAGAAAUCUUCGUGAUGACAAGGCAAAUGAAGUGGUCCUCGCACCAGAUGGAGUUGAAGGUCGUACAGAGCCAAACUCAAACACAGGUGGAGACAACAGCGCAGCUACAACCCAAGUAGAUCAACAACAUGAUCAUCCUGACGAGCUGGCACUGCAACUGACUGUGACCAUCCAGCGGCAAAAGGAUUUUCCCGCGAGCCCCAACGUCGGGAGUAAACGGUUUCCGGCAGCCAGGCGCACGGUGUUUCAUCAACUGCUGCAAAAAACGACACGAGGACGAGCAAAUAGCACUUAUAGUGGCUCUGCAGGCCCGGCGGGGGCUCCGGCUCUCUCGACGCAAACAAGACUUGUCACAAUCGCAAAUGCGGCAACUCCACAGCGCGAUGAUCCAACGGGAGGUGAACAUCUUCCAGCUCCGUCGGCUACUUGCCGUGUAUGUCCGGUGCUGGAAGGAGAAGGAGCUGCGCCUUUUGGCCCAAAU